Molecule: messenger RNA, 6659 nt
Organism: Megalobrama amblycephala (Wuchang bream)
Lineage: Eukaryota; Metazoa; Chordata; Actinopteri; Cypriniformes; Xenocyprididae
Gene: col4a4
Product: collagen, type IV, alpha 4
Cellular component (GO): collagen trimer
Molecular function (GO): extracellular matrix structural constituent
Source: RefSeq, a predicted model, not a curated record
UAGAAAUUACGUCACGAGCGCUUCCCCGCAGCGGGCUCCCGUGUUCAGACUCUUUUGCGCGUUUCUGAUAAAGUUUCCGUCGUGCACCUUCUCUAUAUGGUAUUGUAUUUUACGAGUUAAUGUAAAGCCACGGCGGUACAGGACACUACGGGAGCAGGUGGAUGAGUUGUCCGUCAGGACGUCAGGAGUCAUAGCUACAUCACUGACCACACCAAUCUGAGGCAGUGGAGAAAGAUCAACAGAUGAAUUUGAGGAGUGCUAGUCUGGUCUUGGUCUCGACUUGCCUUGGUCUUGAUCUUGUCUUGGUCUCGACACACACGUGUCUUCACCUUGACUCCGUCUCGGAUUACGUGGUCUUUGCUACAACAGCACAUGCCCUGAGUAGCGGCUGAGAUGACACGCCCCCACCGGAUCGCCUCGACACGCCUCCUUUUCUGCACAAAGCUUUUAUUGGCACUUAUGACGAUACACACAGCUUUGGGGGGGGACAAGACAGAAGAGUGUGGAGGUCGAGACUGCAGCGUCUGCCAGUGUUUCCCCCCGAAAGGAGAGAGGGGAAAUCCUGGCGACUUAGGUCGGCAGGGCCCACAGGGGCCCCCAGGUUUGCCUGGCAUCCCAGGACUUUAUGGCGCGAAGGGUCAACGUGGACUCAUAGGAUUCCCUGGGGAUUCUGGCCCGGCAGGAGACCAGGGUGUUCGAGGAGUUGAUGGCCAUGAUGGAUUAGAUGGAGUGCCUGGUCAUCCGGGGCGUCGUGGGCUUCCUGGGCUUCCAGGGAAGGAUGGCUGUAAUGGAACCAGAGGGGAAUGUGGAUUGGAUGGUGAGGUAGGACAACCCGGCCUCCCAGGACCCAAGGGACUACCUGGGUUAAAAGGUAUCAAAGGAGACACCUCUUAUAGGAUAACUUACUUUCCUGGAACUCCUGGUGUUGAUGGAUUACCAGGAAUACCUGGACCACAAGGAUCGAGAGGAUUCACUGGCCCACAAGGUCUACCAGGACGAGUGGGACCUGAUGGACAAAUGGGCUUUCAGGGUUUACCAGGUCCAAGAGGCCCACCAGGAGACCCAGGAAGAUCACUGCCUGGACCAAAAGGAGAUGAGGGGGAACAAGGUCUUCAGGGAGAGCCAGGUCCAUUUGAAUUUGUAGAGCCCAAACCAGAAGACUAUGUAAAAGGCGAUAAAGGAAAUAAGGGACAAAAGGGAAAUUGUGGAGAUCCUGGCCUAAUGGGUUUUGAAGGACCUCCAGGAGAAAAAGGAGAGAAAGGCAUAAUUGGGUUCACUGGAUCCAGAGGCCCACCUGGAUUUCCAGGCCGAACAGGGUUUCAAGGUCUUAAGGGGAAACGUGGGGAUAAUGGUCUCCCUGGUCUAUUUGGCAAUCCAGGACCAAAGGGCUUCCCAGGUGACCCUGGACCUAAAGGAGAGCCAUACUACAAAAAUAUCUUUGCGACAGGACCACGUGGAGAUCCUGGGCUCCCUGGUGCUGCUGGACCACCUGGGGAUAGAGGGAUGAUGGGUAUACCUGGUCCCCGUGGUGAUUCAGGAGAAUCUGUAAUAGGUGCAAUGGGUGAAUCUGGUCUCCGUGGUCUCAAUGGACUCAAAGGAGAAAAGGGUGAACCAGGAAAAAUAUAUGGGUCAACCAUGAACUACGGGGAACCUGGAAAACAGGGCCCUCCUGGAUGUAAAGGACAACCAGGAAAUCCUGGCAUUCCUGGUCACGGUUGCUACUGCCUUCCUGGUGAACGUGGAGAACCUGGAGAGGUUGGACAGAGAGGGCCUUUCGGAUUACCAGGUGUCAAGGGGAGAAAAGGUUAUGAUGGGUUAUGUGUAUGUGAGCGACCUGAUGAUCUACCUGGUGAUCCUGGCCCUCCAGGCCGUCCGGGUGACCCUGGUGAUCAGGGGCAAAAAGGAUUUCGGGGUCCCACUGGUGAUAUCGGACUCAUCGGAGAGAGGGGUGUGGGGGGUGCUAAUGGUCCCAGUGGCUUCACAGGUGUCAGAGGGAAUAAAGGAGAGAAAGGAGGUUUUAUGAUGAUAUGCAAAAAGGGGGAUAAAGGUGACAGAGGACCUGUUGGAGCAUAUGGAACGCCAGGGUGCGAUGGGAAGAAAGGGGCUGAUGGAAAGAUUGGUGCUCCUGGAGAUCCAGGACCUCUGGGAGAUAAUCUUGUUGGACUGCCAGGUGACAGGGGGUGUCAAGGAGAUGCUGGUGCGAAAGGCCUCAGAGGUCCAUCUGGUCCUCCUGGACCAUGUAUGAUGGGAUCAAUUGGGCAACGAGGGCAACAAGGGGACCCUGGACCUCAAGGCCAAACAGGGCCCCCUGGUCCUAAAGGGGUUCAAGGUGAUAAACUGCCCUGUCAUCCUGGUAUACCUGGAGCCCGUGGUUCCAAAGGAAUGCCUGGAUGUAAAGGUAAGAAAGGUACACUUGGAAAUCCAGGAUGCAUUGGACAAACUGGACCGAAUGGUCCCAAGGGAGAGAACGGAGACCCUGGCGAUUGUGGGAUUAGUGGACUGAAAGGUCCAGAUGGAUAUUCAGGAGAUCCAGGUGACACUGGCCCUGACGGCAACAGCAUUAACGGCUCACCUGGCAUACCUGGAAGUCGUGGACCCCAGGGUCUGAAGGGGUCUCCAGGAGACUCUGUUAUCGGGGCUCCAGGACCGAUGGGGCCCUCUGGGGUUCAGGGACGUCAGGGCCCCAAAGGUGUACCUGGACCUUGUGGGCCAAUUGGAUUGCAAGGUAUAUCUGGUAUUCCUGGACUUCCUGGAAGAAAAGGGGAAAAAGGAGAGGAUGGUCAACCAGGUGCACCUGGUUGUCCUGGUAGGAGACCGGAACUAUGUGAUAAAGGACAAUGUGGUCCACCUGGCAGGACAGGACCACCAGGCUUUAUUGGACCGAGAGGUGAGUAGAGACCACUGUAUCAACAGAAGCUUCCUGGAGAGAAAGGAUCACCUGGGGAGGUGGGACCUUCAGGCACUGGACCUAAAGGAUCCCCUGGUAAGCCUGGUAUGCCGGGCAUUCAAGGAAGCACAGGCCUUCAGGGACCUUCAGGACUCGAAGGAGACAGUGGAAAUUCAGGAUAUGCUGGACCGAAGGGUUUCCCUGGAUUUCCUGGUCAAGAUGGCUAUCCUGGCAACAGAGGGCAGUCAGGCCCUUUAGGGGCUCCUGGGCCAAAAGGCCUUAGGGGUCUCAAUGGAUGUCCAGGUUUCCCAGGGGUAAAUGGAACCAAGGGCCAGAAAGGAUGCCGUGGGCCUCGUGGACCUCCAGGAGACAUGUUCUCCGUGCCAGUCAAAGGCCAGGUAGGGCCACCUGGACCUCAAGGGGAGAAUGGUUUGUCUGGAGAAAGGGGUAAAUCUGGUAAUCCAGGUCCGCCUGGACCGCCAGGGUAUCCAGGACGUAAUGGACCUCCUGGCUUUGAAAGUGGCUCUCGUGGACCGCCAGGCGUUCCUGGGCUGUCCGGCGAGCCUGGCGAACGUGGCCAACCUGGACCAAGGGGAAUUGAUGGAUUCCCAGGGGAUUCUGGUGAUCCAGGUGAUCCUGGACUUACUGGUUUGGCAGGAACCCCUGGUUUCCCUGGGUUUGAUGGUCCUAAAGGUGAAAAAGGUCAAUCUAUUGGUGAGCCAGGACGAACGGGUGAGAGAGGGCCAUGUGGAGAAAAAGGCGGGUCAGCUUCCCCUGGUGACAAAGGAGACCAGGGUGACCCUGGCCCACAAGGGCCAAAUGGAAACUGUGGUCCACCAGGCCCACCUGGGAACACUGGUCCACAUGGACCUCCUGGAGUGGUUGGGCCCCCCGGCCCGUGUGGAAGAUUUGGUCCAGAGGGUCCUUUAGGGCCUCCAGGUCCACCAGGCCCUAAAGGAAACCCUGGAAGCCCUGGCCUUAGAGGACCUCAAGGGAUCCCAGGGAUUCAUGGACUAGAUGGCCUGAAGGGUGUCAAGGGUGAGAUUGGAUCUCGAGGGCUGGGUUUAAUAGGUAAUAGAGGUAAUCCUGGACUGACCGGAGACAAGGGUGAUCCGGGAGACCCUGGGUUGUCUGGCGAAUCACGAAAUGGUGUUCAAGGUCCAAAAGGACAGCUGGGCUUGCAAGGGGACCCUGGUCCAAUGGGUCCUCCAGGAUUUCGUGGUGAAGAAUGUAAGAUUCUUAAACGUGGACCUUGUGGAAAACAGGGUUACUAUGGGCCAGAUGGACCUCCAGGGCCCAUGGGAGAGAUGGGAGAGUCAGGCAGUGUCUUCACAGAGCGUGGUGAAUUUGGUGGCCCAGGUGAUCCUGGAUCACCAGGAUGUAAAGGAGAAAAAGGAUGCAGUGGGCCCAAUGGUCUGCCAGGGUAUCCGGGCCCAGAAGGUCCAAAAGGUGAAAGCGGACCAUCUGGGCUUAUGGGCCUUCCGGGGCCCUCUGGCCCCAAGGGUGAUUGUGGAUCCCCAGGACCCUGUGGUGAAAAAGGAGGGAAAGGGGAUACAGGUCCAAAAGGAGAGCCUGGGAAAGUCAUAAGUAUUGAUCGUCGCCCCCCUCCCCGGGGCCCUCCUGGUCCUCCUGGUCCACCUGGCCCAGUUGGUGAAGAUGGAGAGAAUGGACCUAAUGGCAGUGAGGGACUGAAAGGUGAAAAGGGACCAAAUGGAGCAGAUGGGUUCCCUGGACCUCGUGGGGCAGCAGGACCAGACGGACCAUUAGGAAACCGUGGAGAUAUAGGCCCAAGAGGACCACCGGGCUUUCGGGGACCCCCAGGACCACGUGGUGAUCCUGGAAAUGAGAGCCAGUCUUCCUCUGGCAUCCUUUUGGUGAAGCACAGUCAGUCUGACACUGUGCCCACUUGUCCCCUGGGCCUAACAGAGGUGUGGACCGGCUACAGCCUGCUAUAUCUGGAGGGUCAGGAGAGAGCACACACACAAGACCUGGGCCAGGCAGGUUCAUGUGUACCGAUGUUCAGCACCAUGCCGUUCUCCUGCUGUAAUAUGAACUCCUGUAAUUACGCCAGCCGCAAUGACAAAUCCUACUGGCUGUCUACAACUGCCUCGAUUCCAAUGAUGCCUAUGAAAGGAAUGGAAAUUCAGCCACACAUCAGCAGGUGUGUGGUGUGUGAGGCUCCAUCGCCAGCCGUUGCUGUACACAGUCAAGACAGUUCUGAACCAUCAUGUCCACCCAAUUGGACAAGGCUCUGGAAAGGAUAUUCAUUUAUUAUGUAUACAGGAGCAGGGGACGAGGGAGGUGGACAGUCUCUGACGUCAACAGGAAGCUGCUUGCAGGACUUCCGCAGUCUGCCAUUCGUGGAGUGCCAAGGUUCGCGUGGCACAUGCAAGUAUUUCGCCACUAUCUACAGUUUCUGGCUGACUAAAGUGGACAAGCGGGGCUUUAACACCAAUCCUUACAAAACUGUGCUUGAGAACGAAUGGGAGCAGCGUGAGAGCGUCAGCAGAUGCAGCGUCUGCAUGAAGACAGGUCCCGACAAUUGAUACAAGUGUUUUCUAAAAAAAAAAAACUGCACUGAGAAUGCACAUCAACAGGUCACUGGAGUGGAAGUGAUUGACAUAUUUUUGCUCCCUUUUUUUUUUUUUUUUUUUGGAGAGGAUAAAAUGGACACAAUUUGUGACCAUUUUUAUUGAACUACAGGCUGUGAACUUUUUACUUCAUUGGAUUUGUUUCUGCAUAUCUCAGCCUAACAUGACUUAUUUUACGUCUUUACCCAGUACACAUUUUGCUUCUUGAUUUUAUAGUAUUUUGGUGCUAGCAAAAGACCAUUUGCUCAAAUUCCAAUAUACCAAUAUUCAUGUUCUCCCUGGUUCCUUGUAUCAGCAACUAUUAUGUUUGUGCACAUUAUCAAACAUUAUCAGCACAAUAUUGUAAUGCUAGUAUAGGUCUAUGGUGCUUUUUUUUUUUUUUUUUACCAAAAUGAAGCAUGAAUACAAAACCUUAACAAUGAACUCAAAUAAUCCAAUGAAAUCAAACCGGAACGUCUGCUAGCAGCUGUUGCCAUCAAUAGCUAAAUUGAUGUUGCCGUCAGUAUAAAUGCACCUUUUGACAUGAAGGUGCAGUUUUCUCUGUACAGAAAUCAACAAAUUACUCUAGAUGAAAUUCUGCUUGGUUUUCUAGACUUGAAAUCAAACCAAGCAGUUUAUGUAGCAUUAGAGUGUGGUCACAGUUUGCAUUUGUUUGAUCAAAAAAAUACAGUAAAACAGAUUUCAUUCCCAAAUGAUUUUAUUCCCAAACACCAGGUAUCCACCUGCAAAUGUUCAUUGCGUUUCGUCUGCACACUCUGAGGUGCAAGUCAUUUAUGAUGUAUGAGAAAAGCUACAGUGGCUUCCACUAUAGAGUGCAAUAGUCUGGUUCCAGAAGUAAAAACUCCAUUCAUUUUCUCCAUAAGGAAAUCGAUUUUGAACUUAUAAACCUUUAAAGACUGUAAACUACACAAGAUUGUUAAUCCAUGAUAUUUACACUGUCAGCCUGCAUUUUUUCACAUUAAUUUUAAAAUAAUCACACUUAAUAGUGGAAUUCCUCAUGGAAAAACUACAUUACCCAUGAUGCAGUACAGAAAAUUACACCAAUCAAGAGUCGAAAAAAGCAACACAUGCCAAAAUCUCCCUAGGCUUUCAAAAUACUGAAAUGUUUGUGUAUAUAUGCAUAUUUUGCAAUACACUUAAAAAUAUAUAUUGCUUUUAUAUACAGUCAAACCAAAAAUUAU